GGUCCCAGCCCUCAGGCACGAGUCUGGCGACCUCAGAAACGGCCCCUCGGAGGCGGCCGGACAGAACCCCGACGGUCGGACCGACGACGGAGUCCCAGAGAGCAGGGCGGAUGGACACCUUCAGCACCAAGAGCCUGGCCCUCCAGGCCCAGAAGAAGCUCCUGAGCAAGAUGGCAUCCAGGGCGGUGGUGUCCGCGUUCAUCGACGACACGAGCAGCGAGGUGCUGGACGAGCUGUACCGCGCCACCAAGGAGUUCACCCGCAGCCGCAAGGAGGCCCAGAAGGUGGUCAAGAACCUGGUCAAGGUGGCCGUGAAGCUGGGCGUCCUGCUGCGCGGCGGGCAGCUGGGCGGCGAGGAGCUGGCGCGGCUGCAGCGCUUCCGGCAGCAGGCGCGGCGCCUGGCCAUGACCGCCGUCAGCUUCCACCAGGUGGACUUCACCUUCGACCGCCGCGUGCUGGCCGCCGCCCUGCUCGAGUGCCGGGACCUGCUGCACCAGGCGGCCGGCGCGCACCUGACCGCCAAGUCCCACGGCCGCAUCAACCACGUGUUUGCCCACCUGGCCGACUGCGACUUCCUGGCCGCGCUCUACGGCCCGGCCGAGCCCUACCGCUCCCACCUGCGCAGGAUCUGCGACGGCCUCACCCGCAUGCUGGACGAGGACAGCAUAUGACCUCCGACCUGACCUCCUGACCUCCGCGCUGCGGCUUCCCGCCGGGGGCGGGGCUUGCAGGGGGCGGGGUUAACCUCUUUUCUCCCAGUCUGACUCUGGCCAAACCCCUCCCUCCCCAAAACACACACACACACCC
Hippopotamus amphibius kiboko is the source of this 807-nucleotide messenger RNA. It is a transcript of the gene TNFAIP8L1, whose product is annotated as TNF alpha induced protein 8 like 1. The record is from RefSeq and is a predicted model, not a curated record. Gene Ontology annotation, biological process: negative regulation of TOR signaling; regulation of apoptotic process. Gene Ontology annotation, cellular component: cytoplasm. The coding region runs from base 111 to 671 and encodes 186 amino acids. The transcript is spliced from 2 exons. Lineage: Eukaryota; Metazoa; Chordata; Mammalia; Artiodactyla; Hippopotamidae.